This is a messenger RNA of Zea mays, 1445 nucleotides long. RefSeq lists its product as uncharacterized. The transcript has a single exon. Lineage: Eukaryota; Viridiplantae; Streptophyta; Magnoliopsida; Poales; Poaceae. Gene Ontology annotation, molecular function: ubiquitin protein ligase activity. Gene Ontology annotation, cellular component: cytoplasm. The record is from RefSeq and is marked validated. Bases 84 to 1049 code for a protein of 321 amino acids. Gene Ontology annotation, biological process: protein ubiquitination.
ACACGUCAUGGAGGAAGCACGCGGUCGCACGGAAUGCGUAGAAUUGCAGGGCUCUAGUUUUAUGUAGAAAAAAAAGAAAAAAAAUGCCUCCCGAAACGAAAACACUUCCACAGAGGAGAGAGGCCCAGGUCGAACAAGAUUUUUUUUCGAUUCCCCUCUCCAGCAUCGCAAUCGCAUCCAUGGCUUCCUCGUCUAUCCACAUCCACCAUCCCCGGCUUGCCGGCGACGAGAUCCACCGGACCCUGGAGGCCUCCUACUCCCCCAGCGCGUCCUACUGCUCCGACGAUGCCUUCGUCCCCGUCUUCCGCCCGGAUCCGUCCGCCCCCUCCGUAUCCGCGUCCGCAUCGGCCGACCGCGUCCGCAGCCUUUUCCGCUCCGUCGACGUAGCCCUCUUCCGAGAUACGCUCUUCGCGCCCGGUCGCGGCGGCGACGGCGACGGCGACGACCUCGGGUUCACGGACGCGGACGCGGAGGCGGCGGAGUACGACGGCGAUCUCACCUCCAUCUUCUGGGACUGCCUCCAGAUCGAGGACGCCGACGAUCCGCUCGCUGCCUCCCCCGCCGAGGAGUUCGAGUGGGAGGAGGUCGCGUCUCCAUCGGGCGCCGCCGGGGAAGCCCCGGAGCCCGAGUGGGAGGUGCUCGCCGACGUGCCGCCCGCCGCCGCCGAGGAGGGGUUCGUGUACACCUCCCACCACAGAGGCAGAGAUGAGGAGGAGGAGGAGGCGGCGGCGUACGAGGUGCUCGUAGCAGGCGGGGAGGGGCUGUUCCUCAAGACCAAGCCCCCGGCCGCCAGAUCCGCCGUCGAGGCGCUCCCGUCCGCCGUCGUCGCGGCCGGCCAGGAAGGCCAGGGGGAUGAGUGCGCUGUGUGCAAGGACGGGGUCGCGGUCGGCCAGCGCGUCAAGCGGCUGCCGUGCUCGCACCGCUACCACGACGGCUGCAUCGUGCCCUGGCUCCAGGUGCGCAACUCGUGCCCGCUCUGCCGCUUCGAGCUGCCCACCGACGACCCGGAGUACGAGUCCUGGAAAGCCGGCCGGACCGACGCCGCGUGAACCGGCCAACCAGGCAGUGACUGCAUGCUCUUAUGGUAUGGUUUUAUUGAUAAUGUUGUAUGUAUGGGUUGGGUUUGAAUCGGGUGCUUUGGUUACAAGGUUGCUACUCAGCCGUAUCAAAGGCAAAGUAUAGAGGCAGUAGAUGCAGAGAUGGUUUUUGAUCGGUUUCCUUUUUCUCCUUAAAGAGAGGGACUCAUGAAGUUUUUCCAAAUGACCGAGGUUGGCAUAUACUUGUUAGUUGUUACUACGUAUUCCUGCUGUAUUUAUUCUAAAAAUCCAGAGAGGUUAGCUGGAUAUCUUGGUGCAGGGCAGCUGUAUAUCCUGAUGCAAUGGGACGAUCUACUUGCUAGAUAUUAUGAUGUUACAUUUUAACUGAUCGUUGUUUGGUGACUCUCU